UCUCUUUGUUGUUCGAAGAAGUAUAGGGUGAUUUCUCCCCUGGGUUCUGCUACUGUGCGUCGCACCGUUUUCAUCUCUUUUCUCUCCGAUGUAAUUUCCGGCGACUCAUUGGAAUAUGACCACGUACGGAACCAUACCGGCGGGAACGCCGGUAUCCCCAAGCCUAGGGUAUAUUUCCUUCGCCAGGGAACGGAUCAGAUCAAGCCUUGGCACACGCCGGCCAUGGAAGGAGAUGGUCCACCUCCGGUCACUCUCCAUUCCGGCCAACGCUGCCGAAGCAUUCCAGAGAAUCAAAACCAACGCUGCCUACUUUCGGAUGAACUACGUCAUCGUCAUUCUCUUCAUCCUCUUCCUCAGCUUGCUCUGGCACCCAAUCUCCCUCAUCGUCUUCGUCGUCACAAUGGCCGCCUGGCUCUUCCUUUACUUCCUCCGCGACGGACCCGUCGUGAUCCUCGGGCGCUCGAUCGACGAUCGCGUGGUGAUGGUUGUUCUGGCAGUGGUCACCAUCGUUCUGCUGUUUUUGACGGAUGUGACGAUUAACAUUCUGGUGUCGCUAUUGAUUGGAGUGGUGGUGGUUUUGACGCACAGUGUCGUGAGGAUGACUGAGGAUUUGUUCGUGGAUGGAGAAGAUGGUGCGAGAUUGCGAUUGAGAGAUGCUGCUAGUUCUUCGUUUUCUACAACGUAGCAGUGUGAUGCGGUCGUUUCAGUUAAGGAUUUUUGUAAUUUUUAUUUUAUUUUCAUAAAUUGGUAUUUAUUGAUUCUUUAUUGAAUGCAGACUUUCCUUUUCCUUUCUUAUCUCUGGUUGUUGUUGGAUUGAAAAGAAAACGAAUUCAUCACUGGAGAAUUUCUAUUGUUAAGGGCUUGAAAAAAAUUUAGGCAUUUAAAUCAAA
Molecule: messenger RNA, 890 nt
Organism: Vitis riparia (riverbank grape)
Lineage: Eukaryota; Viridiplantae; Streptophyta; Magnoliopsida; Vitales; Vitaceae
Product: PRA1 family protein F3-like
Exons: 1
Coding region: 116-685 (189 amino acids)
Biological process (GO): vesicle-mediated transport
Cellular component (GO): endoplasmic reticulum; Golgi apparatus
Source: RefSeq, a predicted model, not a curated record